Messenger RNA from Cucurbita moschata (crookneck pumpkin), 1369 nucleotides. RefSeq lists its product as uncharacterized. Lineage: Eukaryota; Viridiplantae; Streptophyta; Magnoliopsida; Cucurbitales; Cucurbitaceae. The record is from RefSeq and is a predicted model, not a curated record. The coding region runs from base 85 to 792 and encodes 235 amino acids. The transcript is spliced from 3 exons.
AAAAAUUCCUUCAUAUCCAACAAAAACAGAAUGUGCAGAAUUAAAUGAGGAGGUAAGGGGCUUCUCCGUUGCCGCCCUAAUUGUAUGCACUCUUCCAACCCUUGGACGGACCGGCGAUUGCAGAUUCAAUUUUCCGUUACCAUCGAUCUCUCGACGCCGAUACCAGCCGCCGCUCUGGUUAGGGUUAGCUUCCUCCUGCCUUCGACUUCUCUUCCAAACGCUAUCACCAAAUACUUCCCUCCCUCACUUUCACUAGUCGCUGCCCAGUGCCCUCCAAGUAAUAUCCAGCAAGUGAAUGAGAAAAUGUCCAAAUUAAAUGGCACUCCUCAAAGCUUGCAGCCCGGAAACAUUAAUGCGCAGAUCAGGCGUCCUCUGAAUGUUCAAAGCACAAAUUGGGUGCAAGGACCAACAAGUUUAGAUGAGUUCAAGUAUGGAUUCCCCUCUGGUGGAUUGCCAUCUAUAUCAAAUAAGUGGUGGGGAAGUAGCUGUCCAGAUGAAACAAAUAAUGAAGUAGAUGACAAGCAUCACUUCAAAGUAGUAAAUGAUGGUUCCGCUUCUAUAAUAGACCAAGAGAAAUCUGGAAGUAUAGAGGAGGAUCUUCAAGCUGAUCUUCAGGGAACACACCUUCUGACGGCUUUGAGAAAAAGAAGUUUGGAGCGAGGACGAAAAGUACUAAAGCAUGGUAAUAGCUUUCAUGGUCAUGGUUUAAACAAGUUAAGCAAGAAAGAAAGAUCAUUGCUUCUAAACAUAUUCAGAUCAUCUGUGCCAGAUGAAUGGAUAAAUAACUCCUAACAACUUCAGGGACAACUGCUUUGAUCGUCGUACUCUGCCCUUCAUAAGAACCUGUUGCCAAAUUGUAGAUGGAGAAGAAGAGAGAAAAAGUAGAUGAUGAAGGGUAACCGACAAUUAUAGUAGACUGUUGGAAACAGGUUGUUAAAAAUGUUUGGGCCAGAGGUGGAGGGCCCCUCCGGAGGUCCACCGGAGGGGCCAUUCUUAAACAACAGCCCAUGCUUGUUGCUCCCUGCAGAUGACCCGUUUCCGUCAGGUGGCCGCCAUUACUCAUCACAUCCAAAUUCUGAACUUUAAAACAUCUCUUUCUACUUUUCAAAUUUUUAUUGAUGCUAUGUAAGUGCUAUUCAUUACUAUUUCUCUCUUCUAAAGCCAGAAGUAAAUUCUUUCUUUUUUGGCCCAUUUGAACAGGUAAAGACAUAAAUAGUCCCUUUAGUUUGGUCAAAAGUUUGAAUCUUGUUCACACUGUUACGUUCUCGAGGAAAAGAUGGACGCCAUUAGUUUUUUGCAGUUUUGGAUUUUGAAGUAAUUUUGGUGUUACGAAGUUGAUUUUAAUUACUAACUCACUUACCUUAGGUGU